UGAAAGUAUUCUGAACGGACAGUGUUGCGCCUGUUUCUUUCCUUCGUUAUAAUUUGGCCUCGUUGUGAAGCUGAUUUAAGAUCAGACUGAUCUGAAUAAGAUAAAAUCAGAUCAAACCUCGCGUCGUCAGGAAGAAUCCAACACCGGGUGUUUUUUUUUAAAUUUGUGUGACCUUUGAUUUAUACAGACACAAUGAGUCGGCUGGGAUCUGCAGCUCUAGAUAAAUCGAUGUUUCUCUUUUGUUUUGUGGCGCUGCUCACUCCAUCAGGCUAUUCUGCCCCUGUUUCAGAGACUUUCACUGUUUCAGUGAGGUCUCCUAUCUCAGUCCAGCGAGGCCAUACAGCCAUCUUACCCUGCUGGCACAGUUCCUCUCAGAGUGCAGAAGAUCUAGAGGUACGCUGGUAUUUGGGGAGUGAUGGAUUUGAUACUCCAGUCAUGCUUUAUAAGGGAAAAGCUUUUGACCACACAUCCCAGAAAGCUUCAUACGCUGGCCGAGUCUCAUUUGGCUUAAAGGAAGGAACAUCAGGAGGGUUAAAGUCAGGUGAUGUCAGCCUGAAGCUGGAAAACACCACGAUUAAAGACACAGGAACCUACACUUGCUAUCUCAGCAGCACUGAGGAUUAUGACAGUGCUGCUGUUAGUCUGACAGUGACAGAAACUGGAGGUCAUCCUCUCCUUUCUACAGUGAUUAAAGACGAUAAAGUUAAUAUAAGCUGUGAAUCUGAAGGCUGGUAUCCAAAGCCUGAGCUGCACUGGUCAGAUGGGAAAGAAGCUCUCACUCCUGGUGAUGUGCUGUUUGACAAAACCUCUGAAGGGGUUUAUUCAGUCCACAGUUGGCUCCUCCUCCCCAGUAUGUCUAAGGUCUCCUGUUUUGUUGGGCUUCCCAAUGAAAUGCCAAAGGAGGCCAGAAUGCACAUAAAAUAUUCACUUCUCCCAGAGUCCGGAUGCUCCCCAGCUGGAUGGGUGGCCUUUGGGAUACUUCUAGCAGCUGUAUUAGCUGCUGGUGGAGCACUGUACUUCAGAAACAAAGCUAAAAAGAAUAAACCAGAAAAUGACACAACUGAUGGUAAGAAACGUAACCAACUCAUUAAAUAAAAUGAACCCCUUUUGUCUAAAGAUUUUCUGCCAACUGCUCUAUCAGAGGCUUCCAAACACUAUGUGAAUGUUCAACUGGUGGACACAGGAAACCCGCUGAUUAAAAUGAGCCGUUCUUUAUUGAGAGAUAAUCAAGUAGAGUUUCCAGAUGGAGACAGAGUUACCUGUCUCACAGCAGUCAGAGGAUCACCUGGCUUCUCUUCUGGACGACACUACUGGGAGGUUUCCUUAGUACCCUUAUCAAAUUUAAAUGCAACAAUGCCACUUAAGAAGUCCUGGUGGAUCGGAGUUACAGAUAAACAAGAAAUCCCUAAAGAUCAAAGUUUUCCUUUAUCCAUCCAUGGUUUCUGGUUCCUUUCUUCUUGUCCUGAUAAAGAAAAUAAUGUUCAGUUUAACAGUGAAACACAGAUAAAUGUUCCUGUCCAGUCAAGAUUAAAAACAGUCGGUGUUGAUUUGGACUAUGACAAUGGAGAGCUCUCCUUUUAUAAUGUGGAAGAAAAAUGUCUGAUUGGAUCUCUGAGAACCAAAUUUUCAGGGGAAGUGUUCCCACUUUUUAACCCUGGGAAAGGAGACAUAGCAUCUAUGGAGAUAAUACAGAGACCUGAGCAGGAUCAGCCAAAUAACAGUGCUCCCAAUGACAAAACGAAUACUNAGCAGGAUCAGCCAAAUAACAGUGCUCCCAAUGACAAAACGAAUACUCAGCAGGAUCAGCCAAGUAACAGGGCUUCCAAUGAGGGAGGAAUUAAUCCUGAGCAGGAUCAGUUACCUAAGAUUGAGAAUUUAGACGGAGAAAGCUAA
Cyprinodon variegatus (sheepshead minnow) is the source of this 1893-nucleotide messenger RNA. RefSeq names its product butyrophilin subfamily 2 member A2-like. The record is from RefSeq and is a predicted model, not a curated record. Lineage: Eukaryota; Metazoa; Chordata; Actinopteri; Cyprinodontiformes; Cyprinodontidae. The transcript is spliced from 9 exons. Gene Ontology annotation, molecular function: protein binding.